Messenger RNA from Aureococcus anophagefferens, 3972 nucleotides. RefSeq lists its product as hypothetical. The transcript is spliced from 6 exons. Bases 97 to 3972 code for a protein of 1291 amino acids. NCBI's taxonomy places the organism in Eukaryota, Pelagophyceae, Pelagomonadales, Pelagomonadaceae. The record is from RefSeq and is a predicted model, not a curated record. Gene Ontology annotation, molecular function: calcium ion binding.
AUGCAGUGAAAUUGACCAAGCAUCAUGUCCCGAAAUCCAAUCUGCGAGGUGGCCGUCGAUCGCCUCUGAGGGCUGCCCUCUGCGGAUCCCGGGCUGAUGACGGCGCGCGGGUUCCUGCGCGGCAAGGGCGGCAGCCCGUCGCCGGCCAAGGGCAAGAGCGCGGCGACGAACGUCAAGGGGGAGAAGAUGACGACGAAGGAGGUCGUCGAGUUCGUCGCGUCCGAGGCGCGCAAGGACCACGAGGACAACGUCUACGAGGACUACCUGAGCGACGAGGCGAAGAAGCGCUUCAAGCUCGCGGUCGUCAUGGGCCCCGCGUACCAGCAGCGGCUCCGCAUCGGCAAGCUCAAGGUCAAGCUCAUCGAGGCGGCGAACCUGCCCGCGGCGGACCUCGGCGGCAAGUCGGACCCCUACGCGCGGCUCAUCAUCACGGGCAAGAACAAGUACGGCAACGAGUGGACCGAGGAGAAGCGGCAGACGUGGCAGAGCGCGACCGUGAAGAAGUCGUUGAACCCGGGCUGGCACGAGCAGUGCGAGUUCUUCGUGCCGCGCUACGACGCCGUGCUCCGCGUCGAGAUCUACGACCUCGACGUGUCGUCCGCGGACGACCUCCUGGGGUCCGUCGAGAUCCCGAUCAGGGACCUGAGCUUCCUCGGGCUCGUGAAGCGCUGGGUGCCCCUCGAGAUCGCCGAGGGCUUCACGGCGGCGUCGGCGGCCGUGCACCUCCACCUCGAGUACGAGGUGAGCGCGCUCGGCGAGGCGUCGUCCAUGCUCUGGGCCGAGCAGCGGAAGACGAAGGACGCGACGAAGUUCGACAUCAACCUCCUCUACACGAACGGCAUGGCGCUGAACAAGGAGAUGAAGCCCUACCUGGACGUGGCGACGGCGGCGGAGAAGAUCGUGACCUGGAAGGACGAGCGCAAGUCGCGCACGUGGCUCGCGAUCUGCCUCUUCGUCGCGUUCUUCAUCGAGUACUUCUGGGAGAUGCUGCAUUUGGCCAUCGUCGCGCUCCUCGUCCACAACUACUUCGAGAAGAAGAAGCUCGACGUGAUCCGCGCGGAGGCCGCCGCCUGCUUCCAGCGCAUCGACGCCGACGGCGGCGGGUCCCUCGACCGGUCCGAGAUCGGUCUGGCGAUGGCGGAGCUCGCGACGAAGAACGCGCGGCCGCCGCCGCCGGACGACGAGAUCGACGCGCUCUUCAAGAAGGCCGACGAGGACGGCGGCGGCGAGCUGGAUCUCGACGAGUUCACGCAGCUGUGCAUCGACUCGCCGUCGAUCAUGGGCUUCGACAAGGCCGAGGAGGAGGCCGAGGAGGAGGUCGACGACGAGCCCGAGGACCCCGAGGCCGCGGCGCUGCUCGCGGGCGCGGCCGGGGGCGAGAAGAAGAAGCGGUCGCUGAGCUUCCGGAAGCCCAAGGACGACGGCGACAGGAAGGAGGACCACAAGGGGCCCGUGUCGGGCAUCGCGAAGAAGAUGAUCAACCUCGCCGGCAAGAAGGCGCGUGGAAAUCAAAUCUUCAACCCGACUUCAAUGUGCAAGAAGGCGGGGUCGGGCCCCGCGCUCGCGAUGCGCCAGCUCGGGGCCACGGCCAAGGACGUCGCCGAGGUCCGCGACUUGUUCGAGUGGAAGGAGCCGAAGAAGACGCUGCCCAUUUUGGCGGGCAACGUCUUCAUGGUCCUGUUCCACUACGUGACGCCGCUGUGGAUGUUCUUCGUGCCCGCGGUCUGCGGCGCCUUCUUCGUGCUCACGGAGAAGCUCAAGGCGCUGGAGCGCGUCGCGGCCAAGGGCGCCAAGGCGCGGAGCCGCUACGUCGAGCUGCGGAAGUUGAAGUUGGGCACGGGCGACCGGGGCGCGAUCUCGGUGUUGGCGCACCCGACGGACCGGCCCGUGCUCGCGGAGCUGAGCCGGUCGACGCUGCCGGGCUUCGGCAAGAGCCACAACAAGCGCCUCAUCAAGACCGUGGUCACGGGCAUCUUCAGCCGCCUCGACGAGGACGGUUCCGGCUCCGUCGACGGCAAGGAGCUCACGGACUUCAUCGUCGGCGCGAUGCCCAACGCGUCGCCGCGGGCCCAGGCCAUGUUCGGCGGCUGCCCGACGGCCGUCGCGCGCGUCGUCGAGCGCCUCGUGGCCAAGUUCGACGUCAACGGCGACGGGGAGAUCGACAAGGCCGAGUUCACGGAGAUCGUCCGCAAGACGGGCUGCGUCGAGGUGCUGACGCAGGACGAGCUGAGCCGCCAGCUCCACAGCGACGGCGGCCUCCAGUGCGUCAAGCUGCCCACGUCCAAGGCGCUCGCCUUCAACAGCGCGCGGAGCCACGCGACGGCGCUCACGCUCUUCCCCGCGCCCGACAAGCCCGAGCCCAACGGCGGCGGCUACCUCGUCCACGACCUGGCCUACGCGAAGCGCAAGGGCGACAAGGUCUCCGUGACGGGCAUCACCAAGGUCGAGCCCGACGCGGCCAAGCUCAACCGCGUCGCGGUGCACGCGCCGGGGCUCUCGCAGCCGUUGCUCUUCGAGGUGAGCCCGCUCUUCCGCGACCCGCUCGUCGACCUCCUCACGCUCGCCUGCACGGGCGUGCCCCUGCCCCUGCCGAAGAACGUCCAGGCCCUGCGCCGCGGCACGGACCUGUCCCUCGACCCGAACCAGCUCGCGGACAUCGACGCCAUCAUCGAGCAGCCGCCCCCGGGCGACGACGACGACCCCGCGAGCCCCGUCCGCGCCGCCUUGAUGCACCACUCCGUCGCGCGCCGCGGCCCGCCGCGGCGCGGCGCGGGCGCCGCGGGCGUCGCCGCGGGCUUCUUCGCGGCGGGCGCGCCCGCGGCCGUCGACGCGCGCUUCUUCGCGGCGGGCGCGUCCGCGGCCGUCGACGCGCGCUUCUUCGGCAGGAAGAUGCCCGCCAGCGGCUUCGCCGUCGGCGGCGCGGGUGCCGCGGCCGCGGGCGGCGCAGCCGGAGGCGCGGCCUCCGGGAACUCGAGCCAGAACCGCAGCCGCGCGGGCCGCUCGCCGGGCUUCGGCGGCGCGACGCUCCACGCGCCGCCUUUUACCUUCACGUUCACCGUGCCGCCCGCGCCGACGAAGAAGAAGAAGCGCGACAAGCCGAUGAACGUCGACCUGCUCUGCAAGAUGGCGGAGAAAGAGCUCGAGUGCCGGAUCACCACUAAGGACGGCACGAAGCUCGAGGCGCGCACGGCGAACCUCAAGGGCGGCUCCGUCGCCGUCGUCAUGUGCCCGCCGCUGCCGCCCAACGGCAACUGCUACGUGCCCGAGAUCGGCGUCACGCAGGCGAAGCUCGCGCUCGCGGGCUACUGCACCGUGCGCUUCAACUUCCGCGGCGUCGGCGCGUCCGAGGGCGCGACGUACUUCCGGAGCCCGCUGCGCGAGUGCGAGGACGUGCGCGACGUCGCGCGUUGGCUCCACGCGUCGCGGAAGCACCACGGCCUGCCGCCGCUCGAGUCCGUGUGGAUCCUCGGCGUGUCCUACGGCAGCGCCAUCGGCGCCGCGGCCGCGGGGCUCUUCGACGAGUUCGCGGGCUACGUGGCCGUGUCCUACCCCGCGAGCUACCUCUGGUACUGCUGCAACCUCCAGGGGGAGACGUACCUGAACCACGCGCGGUGCGCGAAGCCCAAGCUCUUCCUCUGGGGCGACGUCGACGUCUUCGCGGGGAAAAAGGUCAUGCGAGACGUCUACGCCUCCAUGCCCGAGCCCAAGGAGAAGGCGUCCGUGGCGACGCUCGACGCGACGUUGGGGCACUACUUCCGGUCGAAGGAGCACCUCAAGUUCCUCAACGAUAAGACGCUCGCCUGGUUCAAGAAGAACGCGCCGACGCUGCCGCCCCGGACCCUCGAGCCGCCGCCGAGCCCGCCGAAGCCCUUCGCCCUGCCGCCCAAGGCGCCCGCGCCGCCCGCGCCGCCGGCGGAGGACGCGAAGGACAAGGGCAAGAAGCCCAAGCCCCGCAAGUCCAAGGCGAAGUAA